Portunus trituberculatus (swimming crab) is the source of this 5155-nucleotide messenger RNA. It is a transcript of the gene CPSF1, whose product is annotated as cleavage and polyadenylation specificity factor subunit 1-like. Lineage: Eukaryota; Metazoa; Arthropoda; Malacostraca; Decapoda; Portunidae. Gene Ontology annotation, cellular component: mRNA cleavage and polyadenylation specificity factor complex; nucleus. Gene Ontology annotation, molecular function: nucleic acid binding; protein binding. The record is from RefSeq and is a predicted model, not a curated record. The coding region runs from base 302 to 4555 and encodes 1417 amino acids. The transcript has 23 exons.
CAACACUGAUUGGCCAAGACGCCGCACCGUCCGUAGGGUGAAAACAAACGUGAGCCGCUGAUCCUCUGACCGCCCUUCGUCCUCGUCACACACCAGACACUCAAAAACAAUACCUGAUACAAGAAAAGGAAUAUAAAGUGUAGGUGACCUUCAUCCUGCCAGCGGUGCAUCAUGUGGCUGAUAAUUUAGGACUGGUAACCAUUUUCGUGUCCACAUCCUCCUCAUCCUCCUCCUUUGCUGCUUUACUCAUUCUUCUUGCAAACCUUAAGUAAUUCGAUGUGGGAGAGGAGGAGCAGCAGCCAUGUACAACUUGUGCAAGAUAACCCACCCAGCUCUUGGUGUGGAGCUUUCCCUCUACUGUAACUUCUUCAGCCACCGGGAGAAGUCCCUGGUGGUGGCAGGCUCCAAUGUCAUCAGGGUGUUUAGACUGGUGGCGGAAGUGCCUCCUAGGUCCCUGCGCGAUGACAGUGCUAACCAAGAUGACAAACCCCCAAAAGUCAAGCUGGAGUGCAUGGCCACCUACAAGCUGCAUGACAACGUGGCCACCAUGGCAUCCGUGUCCCUAUCCCCACUGAGGGACUCACUCCUGCUGGGCUUUAAGGAUGCCAAGCUCUCUAUUGUGGAGUACGAUCCUUACAACCACAACCUACGAACCGUCUCCCUCCAUUACUUUGAGAAGGAGGACAUCAAGGGUGGGUGGCUGCAGACAGUGUCGCUGCCGCUGGUGCGUGUGGAUCCUGAGGCACGAUGUGCUGCUAUGCUCAUAUACGGCAGGAAGAUCGUCAUCCUGCCGUUUCGCCGCGACCUCAAGGGUGACGAUGUGGAUUACAACUCGGCCUUCUCCCGCGGCCCUGUGCUGCAGUCUUACAUUAUCGACCCCAAGGACUUUGAGGCGCCCAGCAUUGACAACAUAAUAGAUAUGCAGUUUCUUCAUGGCUACUAUGACGCAACUCUGAUGCUUCUCUAUGAGCCCAUCAAGACCUUCCCGGGUCGUGUAGCUGUGAGGCAGGACACGUGUGCCCUGGCCGCCAUCUCCCUCAACAUCCGGCAGCGGCUUCAUCCUGUCAUCUGGUCCAUAUCUUGUCUCCCCCAUGACUGUGAGAAGCUGCUGGCAGUGCCCAAGCCCAUUGGUGGAGUGCUGCUCUUUGCUUGUAACUCCCUCACCUACCUCACCCAGUCUGUGCCUCCGUAUGGCGUCUCCCUCAACUCCAUGGGAGACAAGAACACCAACUUCCCCCUCAGAAAGCAGGAGGGUGUGGUCAUAUCCCUGGACUGUGCCCAUGGAGAGUUCCUGACGGAGGACAGGGUGGUCAUCUCCCUCAAGGGUGGAGAGCUGUACGUCCUCACGCUGGUGGCUGACUCAAUGCGCUCUGUCCGCAGCUUCCACUUUGACAAAGCUGCCGCCUCAGUGCUCACCUGUAGUAUGUGUGUGUGUGAGGACCAGUACCUGUUCCUUGGCUCCCGGCUUGGUAACUCCCUCCUGCUGCGCUACACUGAGAAGGAGCUGCACGACCCCAUGAGAUCCAGAGGCAACGUUCCCUCUGACCAGGAGCCGCCCGUCAAGAAAAGCAGACUGGACACGCUGGGUGACUGGAUUGCCAGUAAUGUGGAAGACAUUCGAGAUGAUGAUGCCCUGGAGGUGUAUGGUCAUGAGGACACCUCCACCGUGCAGCUCACGUCCUACAGCUUUGAGGUGAUGGACAGCUUACUCAACAUUGGUCCAUGUGGGGAUGUGGCCAUGGGUGAGCCGGCCUUCCUGAGCGAGGAGUAUGACAACUCUGUGGACCCGUGUGUUGAGCUGGUCACCACCUCAGGGCAUAGCAAGAAUGGGGCACUGUCCAUCCUGCAGCGCUCCAUCAAGCCUCAGGUGCUGACAACCUUCGACCUGCCUGAUGUGGAUGACAUGUGGACGUUGGUGGGGAAGGUGGACGAGCGGCGGAGGCGAGAGACAGGCCUGCUGGACCACUCCUUCCUCAUCCUGUCCCGCUCAGACUCCUCCCUGAUCUUGCGCACGGAGGAGGAGAUCAACGAGCUGGAGGAGUCUGGCUUCAACACCACCUCCAAGACAGUGUUUGCUGGCAACAUGGGCAACAACAGAUACAUUGUGCAGGUGACCAGUGGAGGGGUGAGGCUGCUGGAGGGCACAGUACAGCUGCAGCAUCUGCCUGUGGAUGUUGGCAGCCCUCUGGUGGCUGCCUCAUUGGCUGACCCGUACCUGGCAGUGCUGGCCCAGGACGGCACACUCAUGAUCUUCACACUGGCCACCACCCGUGCCUCCACUGCUAGACUGUCCCCGGCCAAGCCUAUCAACACUGGUAGGUCACCACUGCAGACGAUCUGUGCUUACUGUGAUGUGUCUGGGCUGUUCACCACACGCUACCCUGAGGACCGAGAGAAGGACCCCAAGGUGUUCCGCACUGACGCAGACAUCAAGAAAGAGCUGGACGACGAGGACGAGAUGCUGUACGGCAACACUGACAUCUCUGUGUUUGACCCGCCCAAGACCUUCAAUCCCCAGGCUGGCCAGGAGAAGACCAAGAAUGACUGGUGGAGGAAGUGGCAGAAGGAGAUCCGGCCGUCCUACUGGUUGGUUGGGGUGAGGGACAACGGUGACCUGGAGAUUUACACACUUCCUGAUUUCAAAUUGUCGUAUUCUGUUAAAAACUUCUGGCUGGGCCAGCGAGUGUUGACAGACAGCUCAGCAAACACCGCUUCCACUCAGGCAAAUCCAACAUUGGAAGUCUAUAUCCCCACUAUUCAUGAGGUGUUGCUGGUGGGGAUGGGCAACAGGAAUCUCCGCCCUGUGCUGCUGGCUCGUGUGGAGGAGGACCUGCUCAUGUAUGAAGUGUUCCCCUUUUACGAGAACCUCAGCCCCACACAGCUCAAGAUCAGGCUGAGACUCAUUGAGCACAACCUCAUCCUGCGGGAAAAGCGGUCAAGCAGGAACAGGAGGAAAGCCGAGGAGGAAGGCAGCAGCGGCCAGGAGAGGAAGAUAGACCGGGUCAGCAAACUUCGUGGCUUCAGCAACAUCAGCGUGUACAGCGGGGUGUUCAUCUGUGGGCCGUACCCUCACUGGGUGUUCAUGACAGUGCGCGGUGAGCUGCGUUACCACCCCAUGAGUGUGGAUGGCUCCGUCAAGUGCUUCGCUCCCUUCAGAAACAUCAACUGUCAGAAUGGCUUUCUCUACUUCAACCGCAAGGACUCCAUGAGAAUCUGUCUGCUGCCCACCAUCCUGUCCUAUGAUGCUCCCUGGCCGGUAAGGAAGGUGCCACUGCGUUGCUCUCCUCACUUCAUUGUCCACCACCUGGAGACCAAGACCUACUGUGUUGUCACCUCCACCUCAGAGCCCACCCUCAAGAUCUGGAAGUUUAAUGGAGAUGACAAGGAGGAGAUCAAGGAGGAGCGAGAUGAGAGGUUCAUUCCAGUCCAGGCGCCACAGUUCUCCAUUCAGCUCUUCUCUCCUGUCAACUGGCAGAUGAUUCCAAACACUGAGUACUGUCUGGAGCCCUGGGAACAUGUCACCUGCUGUAAGAACGUUAUCCUGGCCUACGAGGGCGACCGCUCUGGCCUCAGAGGUUACCUGGCCCUGGGCACCACCUACUGUUUUGGUGAGGACAUCACCUGCCGUGGUCGCAUCAUCAUCUUUGAUGUGAUUGACGUGGUGCCUGAGCCUGGCCAGCCCCUCACUAAAAACAGGCUCAAAAUGCUGUAUGAAGGAGAGCAGAAGGGCCCUGUCACUGCCUUGGCUCAUUGCUGCGGCCUGCUGGUGUCAGCCAUUGGGCAGAAGGUGUACAUAUGGCAGCUGAAGAACACUGACCUAGUGGGCAUGGCCUUCAUUGACACCCAGAUCUACACCCACCAGCUGAGCUGUAUCAAGAGCCUCAUCCUUGGUGCUGACAUCUGCAAGUCCAUCUUCAUCCUGCGCUUCCAGGAGGAGAACAGGACACUGUCACUGGUGGCCAGGGACCACAAGCCGCUGCAGGUGUAUGGUGUCCAGUACCUGGUGGAUAACACCACACUGGCCUUCCUGUGCAGUGAUGCAGACAAGAACAUGGUGGUGUUCACAUACAACCCAGAGUCUCAUGAGAGUGCUGGAGGCACCAGGCUAAUCAGGAAAGGAGAUUUCCACCUGGGCCAUCAUGUGAAUUCCUUCUUCAGGAUACGGUGUCGCGUUGGGGAUGUGUCAGGUGAGCGCCGUGCCGGCCAAAACAUUGAGCGGCGCCACAUCACAGAGAUGGCCACCUUGGACGGCUCCCUGGGCUACGUGCUUCCCGUCAGCGAGAGGACCUACCGCCGCUUCUCCAUGAUCUACAACCUGCUGGUGCAACACUUGCCACACAUUGCAGGCCUCAACCCCAAGGCAUGCCAUACAGUCAUGUCCCGCCAGAAGCUUAACAUCAACCCUGCUCGUGCCAUACUGGACGGGGAGCUCAUCUGGUCCUUCCUCCACCUCCCUGUCCCAGAGAAGGCUGAGAUCGCUAAGAAGAUUGGAGCAAAAGUUGAUGACAUUAUUGAGGAGUUAAUGGAGCUUGAUAGGAUGACGGCACACUUUUGAUUCUGGUGGUCACAUGAACCGAGACCAUUGAAGCUGAUGUGUGCUUGUUUUGUUAAGGAGCCUUUAUUUUUCAUACAAGUCAAAGUUCAGGAAAUCCAUCACAACUCAAUCAUCUCAAUCCAGAUUUGGGAUCAUGUUGAUAGUAAACAUUGUGAAGCUAUGAAUCUGGGAGGAAAAAGAAUAUGGUUAGUGUGAAAAGGAACUAGCAAAAGAUAAUCAUGAAACACUCAUUGCUGCCGUCACUUAUGAUGAGACAGAAAGAGGAACCAAUGAAGAAAGUGUCCAUCCUGAACCCAUUCUUAUAUCCUUCUUGUGAGUUUGGACACAGUCAGUUCAGGUUGUGCUUCAAAUGUGCAGGUGUCACUGAUCAUUGUGCCCUACAGUCACAAGGUACAGCUAUGACUGUCACCACCACCAUCACUACCACCACCCUGGGAAGCACAGCAAGGCACACCUGCCAUGCUUCCAGCCACUAUAAUUAAGUGGAGUCAGGUGAAGGCAUUAUUUUUCUAUGUUAUAGUGCAACUACUGUGACCUGUUCAGUGUUUCCUAGGAUUCUCUUUGAUAUAUAUCUUAUUUUAAUAAAAUCACAAAUCAAAA